AAGCGAAACACUUGAGCAUAAUCUCAUUGUGCAAAACUAUACAAAUCAAAGCGAAAGACAAUCAUUCCAUAGUGCAAUUUCCUUUAAAAUGGAUUCAAAAUCUUGCGUAGUUGUAAUCGCUCUUGUGGCAGUAUCUUCUGGCUUGCAGUUACAGACUUUUCACAACACAACAGUAGUUAUUGAAGCAGGAUUUCCUGGGACACACCGAGGUGUGAAUGUGAACUUAAGCAGCACACCAUAUUUGCCACUAGUGAGAUACAAUAAUAUUCUCUACUAUUUUGGAACAAUUUUACCGGGUAAUAAAGAACAAGUUGACCUUUUCUGCAACUAUCAUAAUAUGAAGUUGGUCAGUAUCCAAAGCGCCGAAGAGAGUGAAAAUUUAAUAGCUGGAUUAGAAGCUUUCUUUCAGUCGUCAGAAGUCGUACUUUUCUGGACAUCGGGUAGAAGGCAUGACAAUUUCUGGAGAUGGGAUUCUACCGGUCGACCAAUCCAUUAUACAAACUGGGAAAAAGGAGAACCAAACAACUCUGGUGGAACUGAAAACUGUCUUCAACUACGUUUCAAUACUAUUUCUAAAACGUUGCAGUGGAACGAUUGCGCUUGUGAUGCAAGCUCCUAUUUUAUAUGCGAAAGUAGAGACUGAAAAUAAAUCCUAAAUCUGGUAGGAAUAAUCCAAUAAAUAUUUUUUUUUUAUAUUUAAAAGUUAUAAAACUGUUUUGAAAUUAUCAGUUGUUACAUGAAAUCAAG
Messenger RNA from Acanthoscelides obtectus, 747 nucleotides. Lineage: Eukaryota; Metazoa; Arthropoda; Insecta; Coleoptera; Chrysomelidae. The record is from the annotation of a GenBank genome assembly.